AUGGCCGCCAAGGGAGCCGCAGUUGGUAUUGAUUUGGGAACAACCUAUUCUUGCGUCGGUAUUUUCCAGCAUGGAAAAGUCGAAAUUAUCGCCAACGAUCAGGGUAACCGAACUACCCCAUCGUACGUCGCCUUCACCGACUCCGAACGACUUAUCGGUGAUGCCGCCAAGAACCAGGUCGCCAUGAACCCAUCGAACUCUGUCUUCGACGCCAAGCGAUUGAUUGGCCGAAAGUUCGACGAUUCCGUCGUCCAGUCCGACAUGAAGCACUGGUCCUUCGAUGUCAUCAACGACAACACCAAGCCCAAGAUUAAGGUCGAAUACAAGGGCGAGACCAAGACUUUCUUCCCUGAAGAAAUCUCCUCUAUGGUCCUCACCAAGAUGCGAGACACCGCCGAGGCCUACCUCGGAAAGGACGUCCCCAACGCUGUCGUCACCGUCCCAGCCUACUUCAACGACUCUCAGCGACAGGCCACCAAGGAUGCCGGUACCAUCGCUGGUCUCAACGUCCUCCGAAUCAUCAACGAACCCACCGCUGCCGCUAUCGCCUACGGUCUUGACAAGAAGGUCGGAUCUGAGCGAAACGUCCUCAUCUUCGAUCUUGGCGGUGGAACCUUUGAUGUCUCCGUCCUCUCCAUUGAAGAUGGUAUCUUCGAGGUCAAAUCCACUGCUGGUGACACUCACUUGGGUGGUGAAGAUUUCGAUAACCGACUCGUCAACCACUUCACCCAGGAGUUCAAGCGAAAGCACAAGAAGGACAUCUCCGGAUCCAAGCGAGCUGUUCGACGUCUCCGAACCGCCUGCGAGCGAGCGAAGCGAACCCUUUCCUCCUCCACCCAGGCCGCCAUCGAAAUCGAUUCUCUCUUCGAGGGUGUUGACUUUUACACCUCCAUCACCCGAGCCCGAUUCGAAGAGCUCUGCUCCGACCUCUUCCGAGGCACCCUCGACCCCGUCGAGAAAUCUCUCCGAGACGCCCGAAUCGACAAGAACGGCAUCCACGAUAUCGUCCUCGUCGGUGGCUCCACUCGAAUCCCCAAGGUCCAGAAGCUCCUCCAGGACUACUUCAACGGAAAGGAACUCAACAAGUCCAUCAACCCCGAUGAGGCCGUUGCCUACGGUGCCGCCGUCCAGGCCGCCAUCCUUUGCGGUGACAAAUCCGAGGAAGUCCAGGAUCUCCUUCUCCUCGAUGUUGCCCCACUCUCCCUCGGUAUCGAGACCGCUGGUGGCGUCAUGACUGCUUUGAUCAAGCGAAACACCACCAUCCCAACUAAGCAGACCCAGACCUUCACCACCUACUCCGACAACCAGCCCGGUGUCCUCAUCCAGGUCUUCGAAGGUGAACGAGCCAUGACCAAGGACAACAACCUCCUUGGCAAGUUCGAUCUCACCCAGAUCCCCCCAGCUCCACGAGGUGUUCCCCAGAUCGAGGUCACCUUCGAUAUCGAUGCCAACGGUAUCCUCAACGUCUCUGCCUGUGACAAGUCCACUGGCAAAGAGAACAAGAUCACCAUCACCAACGACAAGGGCCGACUUUCCAAGGAGGACAUCGAGAAGAUGGUCAACGACGCCGAGAAGUUCAAGGCUGAGGAUGAAGCCCAGAAGGACAAGAUCCAGGCCAAGAACGAACUCGAGUCCUAUGCUUUCCAGAUGAAGCAGACCGUCGAGGACGACAAGGUCAAGGACAAGAUCUCCGCUGAAGAGAUCAAGACCAUCUCCGACAAGUGCAGCGAGACCAUCCAGUGGCUCGACUCCAACCAGACUGCCGAGAAGGACGAGUUCGAAUACCAGAAGAAGGAACUCGAGAAGAUCUGCACCCCAAUCAUCACCAAGAUGUACCAGGGUGCUGGUGGCGCCCCCGGCGGUAUGCCAGGCGGUAUGCCAGGUGGAUUCCCGGUGGAGCCGCUGGCGGUGACCAAUCCGGCGCUGCUUCUGGCGGACCCACCAUUGAGGAGGUCGAUUAACCGGACAACUGAAAGAAACCCGAUCGUCAACCAAGCUGUUCCGCCUAUUAAUGUUCGUCCUUUGUCCGUUAAUAUGUUUCUAACCUCUAGCGCGGCCGAUUUGAGACGGCAAAAGAGCCACUUUCCCCGUCUCUGA
Molecule: messenger RNA, 2097 nt
Organism: Oikopleura dioica
Lineage: Eukaryota; Metazoa; Chordata; Appendicularia; Copelata; Oikopleuridae
Source: the annotation of a GenBank genome assembly